Messenger RNA from Podarcis muralis (Common wall lizard), 1721 nucleotides. It is a transcript of the gene ASCL2, whose product is annotated as achaete-scute family bHLH transcription factor 2. Gene Ontology annotation, cellular component: RNA polymerase II transcription regulator complex. Gene Ontology annotation, biological process: positive regulation of transcription by RNA polymerase II; regulation of neurogenesis; sensory organ development. The record is from RefSeq and is a predicted model, not a curated record. NCBI's taxonomy places the organism in Eukaryota, Metazoa, Chordata, Lepidosauria, Squamata, Lacertidae. Gene Ontology annotation, molecular function: protein dimerization activity; RNA polymerase II transcription regulatory region sequence-specific DNA binding; DNA-binding transcription factor activity, RNA polymerase II-specific.
GCACAUCGAUGCCCCAAGAUGAACGGCGGGGCGAUCGCGACGGCCACGCACCAGGCGCCUGGCGAGAGUUUCCCUUUGGGCGGCUGCAGCGGCGCCCACCCGGGCUCCUCGUUGGCUCUCCGGCUGCAGGCGGGACCCUCUCCGUCGGGGCAGCCUCCGCAGUGGGGCGCUGCUAAAGGCGGCCCCGGCCCGGCCGCGCAGUCCUCGUCGCGCUGCAAGAGCGCCAAGCGGCGCUCCAGUUCGCCGGAGCUGCUGCGCUGCAAGCGGCGCUUGGCGUUCCCGGGCCUGGCCGGCCAGGCGGGCGUCGGCGGGGCCGCGGCGGUGGCGCGGCGCAACGAACGCGAGAGGAACCGCGUCAAGCUGGUCAACCUGGGCUUCCAGACGCUGCGCCAGCACGUGCCCAACGGCGCCGCCGCCAAGAAGAUGAGCAAGGUGGAGACGCUGCGCUCGGCCGUCGAGUACAUCCGGGCUCUGCAGCAGCUCCUCGACGAGCACGACGCCGUCAGCGCCGCCUUCCAGGACAGGCUCCUGCAGCCCGGCCGCAUCGCCGCCGCCGCCGCCUGCGCGGGCGGAGGAGGCUGCAGCGGCAGCUCGUAUUCCUCCGCCUCGCCCUCCUUCGACGGCCGCGACGGCAGCUCGGUGCCCGGCUCGCCGCGCUCGGCGUACUCCUCGGACGAGAGCGGCUACGAGGGGGCGCUCAGCCCCGAGGAGCAGGAGCUGCUUGACUUCACCAGCUGGUUCGGCAGCUACUGACCCCCAGCCGCCACCGCCGACUCCGUCGAGGGAGCUCGCUCUCCGCAACACUGAAAGGAGCGCUGUGUAGAACUUCAGUACCUCAUUGUCCCAGGCACCCGUUAAGAUGCAGCAGAAGAGCAACAAGGACCCUUAAUUUAACAUGCUUCCUACUUCCCGUGAGCCUCAUUGCAAAGGAUAUCGAACGCUCAGAUCCUUGUGACAUCUGACAUUGUUCUUUCAUGAAACAAAAGACUAGUGGCUUGUGAUCUUUCUUUCUUUCUUUUUAGAAAAGUGCAAUUAUGUAAAUAGGUAAUAGGGGCCAAAGAUUAUACCUGCUGUUGUACAGUAGUAUAUGGUGCCCCCUCUUGAGUUCUUGAAUUACCAAUGAAAAAGCUUAUUUCUGAUUCCAGUGGCAGAUGGAGAUUACUGGGCUUCCACACUUAAUACGUGCAUACUUUUUAUAUGGGAAGGGGUGAAAUAAUUAAAACUUGAUGCUUCCUUUUUUCUGAAUGGGAAGGGGACUAUUGCCAUGUCAGAAAUUAACUUUAUACGUGUAACUUGAACUGCCUGUGUGAACACUGUUGAUAUGAAGACUUAUUUUUGUACAAAAAAUCUCUAGAAAUUGCAAUUGGAGAGGAAAUAUUUGUAGAAGUCUGUUGCACCCUUGACUUCUUAACACUGCCAGCUAGGACGUUUUGAGACCUUACACAACUUAGAUAAAGUUUCCUAACAUUUUAUACUAAAGGAGUGUAAAACUGUUUGUGUUGAAUAUGAUGUCCCAAGACUUUGUUUGUAUUUUGUUUUUGGGUCUGGUGUGAAGGUUCAAUUCUCUGGAGAAAAACAACAACCCUGAAGUUUUAUUUUUAAUGUAUUGAAGGUAUUUUUGUAUGCACUUGUUAGGAUUUGUUGAGAUGUAUAUAUGCAGUUUUUAAAGAGUAUCCUAUUUUAUGUAAAUCAACUUUAUAAAUAAAAUCUAUUUAUAAAUA